UCCACAAUACUCUGCCUUACUGUGUGUCCCUGUUGGAGGACCCAUCAGGACAGCUUUGCGCUCCGCUCAAACCCCACCUGAGAGCCAUUAGGCAGAAGGGCGCAUGGACCAAGAGGCCAGGAAAGCAGAGGGAUGUCCAGUUGGAUUUGACAAGGGACGGCGCCCUUAAGAGUCACCCGUGACAACUGAAGCCUGGGUGGCGCCAUCUUUUCUGAAGGCACCAUCGGGGCGGGUCCUGUAACCCAGUAUCUGCAUCCUAACACCGGGGGGUCCUAUUUAUCACCAUCGGGACCCCCGAGUCCCCAGCAGUCACUCCCGGCCUCUUGGGCUCUCCACGCUGCGCCCUGGCGCCUGGGCUGGGCGGGGUCUAAGCAGGGGAUCCCCUUCCUGUGGCCGCCGAAAGCUGAGUGUGGGAGCAGGGGGGACCCAGUGCUGCUUCGAGGGGCUGGGAGGCCUCAUGGCGCCGCCCCCAGCCCUGCUCCUGGCGCCGAGACCUGGGCCGAGAGGGCCUGGUUGCCAGAAGCCCGUGGCUGUCGGGUUCGCGGACGUGGCCGUAUAUUUCUCCCUCGAAGAGUGGGGGUAUCUGAGGCCCGCGCAGAGGGCCCUGUACCGGGACGUGAUGCAGGAGACCUACGGCCACCUGGGCGCGCUCGGAUUCCCAGGCCCCAAACCUGCCCUCAUCUCUUGGAUGGAACAGGAGAAUGAGGCUUGGAACCCCGACGCCCAGGAUCCUGAGGAGGGGGAGAACCGGAGAGGAGACACCCCAAUCAAGAAGGAAGUGGAAUCUGAGGAGACAUCGGAAGCCAAAGAAUCCAGAAAAAUUCCUGGGAAGGAGCCACUGGAGGAGCCGAUUACACACAUUCCUGCCUCGACCAUCAGCAGGGCCCGAGCCAGCGCCCAAGCACCACGGAGAGCGACCUGGGACCAGGGUACGGUCGCUCUGUCGGGGCCCGGUCCGGGGCCUGUGGAAGCGCAGCGGCGCCAUGUGUGUGCUGACUGCGGCCGCCGCUUCACCUACCCGUCACUGCUGGUCAGCCACCGGCGCAUGCAUUCGGGCGAGCGGCCCUUCCCCUGCCCCGAGUGCGGCAUGCGCUUCAAGAGGAAGUUCGCCGUGGAGGCCCAUCAGUGGAUCCACCGCUCCUGCUCCGGGGGCCGCCGUGGGAGGCGGCCGGGCAUCCGGGCUGUACCUGGAGCCCCGGUGCGAGGCGACCAGGACCCGCCCGUGCUGUUCCGUCACUACCCGGACAUCUUCGAGGAGUGCGGGUGAGCGGCCUCCUGGCGGGCUGGUACUCAUGGACCUUGAGUUGGGCCCUUGAGCCAAGGACUUGGGAACUGAAACUCAUUCCAUGGGCUUCCCUCAGAGAACUCUCAAGUUUCCAGACUUGUAAAAAGAAAAGUGCCUGUAAAGAUGCAAAAUGAUUAGGCUUGAGGCCGGAGCUCUAGUACAGGGCCAAGUAAGGG
Molecule: messenger RNA, 1461 nt
Organism: Suncus etruscus (white-toothed pygmy shrew)
Lineage: Eukaryota; Metazoa; Chordata; Mammalia; Eulipotyphla; Soricidae
Product: zinc finger protein 688-like
Exons: 4
Coding region: 458-1267 (269 amino acids)
Biological process (GO): regulation of DNA-templated transcription
Source: RefSeq, a predicted model, not a curated record